This is a messenger RNA of Schistosoma rodhaini, 1287 nucleotides long. Lineage: Eukaryota; Metazoa; Platyhelminthes; Trematoda; Strigeidida; Schistosomatidae. The record is from the annotation of a GenBank genome assembly.
AUGAGAAUCGUCUUCCCAUAUGGACUUUUUGUACUCCCAUAUACUCCUUUGGGGGUAGUAAUUGUGAUUUUGCGUCUGGUAAUAUUUAUGCACGCCUUCCUAGCCUCAUGGGUGCUAUCUCAGUUCGAAUACCUUCGAAGAUUUGUGUUGCGCUCUAUGUGCACUGUCCUGGGUUUCGUCGUAUAUAUCGACUCAGAUCUUCGUACCGAUCGAAACACAUGUAUGCCUUUCGUAUCCAAUUACGUUACUCUGUUUGACCAUUUGGUGCUGUGUCUAUCCGAGGAUUGUAUUACACCGAACACACAUGUCUUCCAUUGGAAGUCAAUUCCACAUAGCAAAGAAAAGACUCGUUCUGUCCCUGAAUUCGUUCUUCGGUGUGCACGAGACAAUCACCAACCUGUCCACCUACUUCCCGAAAAAGCACCGUCUGGUUUAUCCGAUUGCCUUUUCAAGUUUGAUCACAAGAUGUUUGGUUCGGUGGAUAAAGUGCAACCUGUGGCACUUAAGGUUCAUCGGAUCUUUCCUAUCAAAUUAGUGGUUCAUCCUGUUUUUUGGUUUAUAGAGCUUUUGUGGCAGUUCUUCACUCCUUUUACAUAUUAUCAUGUCAAAUAUUUAACUCCGAUUAGUCGGAUGUCUAAUGAAACAGAUGAGGAUUUCUGUGAAAGGGUUCGUUCCGCUAUUGCUUCCUCCCUCGGAGCUACACUCAGCCCAAUAAAUGCUGAACAUCUGGCAGAUUACACUGGAACGGAAUCACCGAUUGCUUCGCUUUCUCUCCCUAAUGCACGAUCUUGUACUAUGUCUAGUUUAUCUGCAACGCCACCCAGUUCCCCUUUGUCUAGAAAGCAUUCUACAAGUUCGUCAAGCGAUUCUUUAAUUUCGAACAUACUCGAGUCCGAUGGAAUUCGUCUUCGCCACUGUACUCAGCCUAAUCACGAAGCCUCCGAAACCUACUCGUGUUUCUCUUUCGAACAUCUAGUACCUCGAGUCAGUGAAAUACUUCGUGACAUACCAGCGUCUCGGAUCCGUGAAGCUCUUGUGAAUACUCAAGGUGACGUUGAAUCAGCUAUUGACUACCUUUUGGAGAAUUCAAAUGAUUCGGAUACUCAACGAGGCAAUAAUCAGGUCGAUCACGCCAUGUCUGUUAUGUCUCCCAGCAGGUUCGCAGUUGCUGCCCCACAGUUCCUACCAAACUCUAGUUUACGUCAAUUAAGCCUUACUGAACGUCGUGAGGCUCUUUUAAACCAUGCGCGUCAGCUCUAUCGUUCUCGUCAACAAAAAUCCGCUUAA